Messenger RNA from Coniophora puteana RWD-64-598 SS2, 1164 nucleotides. RefSeq names its product N-terminal nucleophile aminohydrolase. Gene Ontology annotation, biological process: protein maturation. The transcript has 11 exons. The annotation marks the transcript as partial. The record is from RefSeq and is a predicted model, not a curated record. NCBI's taxonomy places the organism in Eukaryota, Fungi, Basidiomycota, Agaricomycetes, Boletales, Coniophoraceae. Gene Ontology annotation, molecular function: threonine-type endopeptidase activity.
CUCCAACGUCUGGGUCAAGCGUCGACCUGCGUUAACAUUGAGCUUCUAGGCUACCUCCUUCAACGUCCGACUCAACUACAUGGCUCAACAUCACGGACAAGUCUACCUUGCCGUCCACGGAGGAGCAGGCUAUCAUAGCCGCGAAUCGGAGGCUCAGGUUAAACGCGCGCUGAAACGCGCAUGCACUGAAACACUGAAGUCGAUUGAUGUAUCCAUGUGUUCUGCGCUGGAUCUCGUGGAGAGGGCGGUCACGAUACUAGAAGAUGAGGACUGUCUGAACGCUGGACUCGGAUCGAACCUGACAGAGUCGGGAACAGUCGAAUGCGACGCGUCGAUCAUGGACGGCUCCACGGGGGACUUUGGCAGCGUCGGCGCGGUGAGCGGCGUGAAAAACCCCAUCCGAGCUGCGAGAGCGGUCCUGGAGCACUCGAGAGAGCCAGAUCCAUUGGGACGCAUCCGGCCCAUGACGUUAGUCGGUGCUGGAGCACACACCUUUGCGCAUUCGAGUGGCAUUGAGAUUGUCCCUCCCGAGUCCCUCAUCUCGUCUCGUGCCAAGGCAGACUGGACAAAGUGGACGAUGCGUCUCGAGCGGAGCAAAGCUGGUGGGCCCGCCGUCGAUGACUCCGAAAGCCUGCCGGAGGAAGCUAUGCAGGACACUGUUGGGGCUGUCGUGCUCGAUGCGCGGGGGAAUAUGGCUGCGUGCGUGUCAAGCGGAGGGCUGCUGCUCAAGUACUCUGGUCGCGUUGGAGAGGCAGCCAUCUUUGGUGCGGGCUGCUGGGCCCAGCAGUCCUCAGCGGGAGGGAUGGCGUGCAGUGUUUCAGGUGGCGGGGAACACAUCGCACGCUGCAGUCUUGCCCGAGCACUAGGAGAGGCGCUUCACGAUCCCUGCGACGCACACGAAGUCCUACAGGACGUAUUGACCAGAAAGUUCAGCAGACCCCUGCAGGCACGCGGCGAACGUGAUCCACAAGCUGGCAUGCUGUUGUUGACGAAGGAGGCCAGCGAAAGCGGCGAUACACGCGCACGGCUAUGGUGCGGAUUCACGACGAAGACCAUGGCAGUCGGGUACGCCACGUGGCCCGGUUCCUCGCCGAGGAUCAAGGUUUUGCGCAGGGAGACAACCUCCGCUGGCGAUGACGAGAGUCAUCUAUACAUCACUUCUCU